GAUAUUUCCCUCAAUUUAUCCCAGAAUUUUGAAAUACCAGGAGCUUCAUCGAACAUCAUCAUGGUGGGAAAGAAAUCCGGACGAGCCCAACUUCGGGAGGAGGGCCUCGCACGAACCGACAACAAUCUCGAUAUGACAACAUGGCCGCAAGUCAGCAUGAUCAACCAGAAGAACUACUAUACCGAGUUCUUGAAACGCGACGAACAGUACCUGGCUGUACGUUACCCACAAGAAGAAGAACGUGCUCGCAUGGUACAGGAGGCUCGGGAUAGAGACCGCGCAUUGGCACAAGGAGGUCCAGCGGCACCUACAGAAGAAAAUCCCGAUGAAGCAGGCGUGUCGGCUUCGAAGGAUGAUCCGUCCAGGCUCAUAGUUCUCCACGUAGGCAGUCAGAACCUGAGAAUCGGACUAGGAACAGACGCUCUACCCAAGACUGUACCUAUGGUCGUCGCGAGGAAAUGGAAGGAAAGCGAAUCGGAAGAAAACGGCGGUGAACCCAGUCCCAAGCGGAUGAAAGUCGAGGGAGUACUACCUGCUGAAGCACUGCCGGAGAAAUGGUUUGGGGAGGAUUUCGCCGACCAGUACAUGGCUAUGUCAUCAGAAUUGAGAACUCGAAUGCGCUCAAACAAACGACGUGUGCUCCCUAAUUCCAAGGACCUCGUCACCAACUUCAAUAAGCGAACACCACCUGAAGUCAUAAACGAACACAAUGAUGUCGACAGAAUCGAGUGGACUGAGAUACCCGCAGCCUCAUCGAAAGUUCCCCAGUCCUUUACUGGCCAUGAUGCCCUCCGGAUACCAGACGGGUCGAACCCUCGAUACAAACUGUUCUGGCCGAUUCAGUGCGGCACGUUCAACGAAAAAGACUACACAAAUCGAAACCAGAUCUAUCACGACAUCUCGAAGAUUUUUGAAGAUGCGAUUAGGACACAACUUGGCAUUACUAACAUGAAGGACCUGGCCCACUACAAAUGUGUGUUUGUCAUUCCGGAUCUUUACGAGCGUGUGUACGUGACUAUGAUGCUCGACAUCCUGAUCAGCGAUCUUGGUAUCGGUAAGAUUUGUCUCCAACAGGAAAGUCUUUCGGCUACUUUCGGGGCAGGCUACGGCAUUGCUUGUGUCGUAGACAUUGGGGCCCAAAAGACAUCCAUAUGCUGUGUAGAUGAAGGCAUGUGCAACGAGGAGUCACGUGUCAACCUGAAAAUGGGCGGCUCAGAUAUCACUGAAACGUUCAUCAAGAUGAUGCUUUACGGCCACUUCCCGUAUUCGGAUAUGAAUCUGAAGCGCCGGUAUGACUUCUUAUUGGCCGAGGAACUCAAGCAGAAGUUCUGUUCAAUGGAAGAAGACACGGUCACUGUCAAGACUUGGGAUUUCCAUGUUCGAGCAUCGGGCCAAGAUACGAGAAAGUACACUUUCAAGACGUAUGACGAAACAAUGUUGUCGGUCAUGGGUCUAUUCAAGCCAUCGAUCUUUGAAGCCGAGCGUAAACUGGAAGGACGUCGAAGUGUCAUUGCCCGCUCGGUCGACCUUUACGACGGCUCUCCCAAUGAUCCGCUUUCCCUAGCCCAAACCGCCGUGAUAGACGCGGCAGCCGGCAAAUCCACAUCUGUGAACGGCACGCAAGAACCGCCCACCAGUGUCCCAGCUGCCGCCGCCGCCACACCCCAGCGACCAGGCGCCCAACUCAAUCACCUCAACCGUCUCCACGAUGCCGAAAACACACCUCGUUCUUCGGUCGCCGGCUCUCCUGCCCCAGAAGGUACUAACACGCCCAACCCCGACCGCGACACCCCCAUGGGCGACGCCGACCGGCCCCUAAUUUUCCACGACCCAGUCCUCGAAAAGACCAAAGUAGCAGAGGAACGCGAAAAAGUCCUCCCCAUCAUGCCCCUCGACCAAGCGAUCCUCGAAUCCCUUGCUCAAGGCGCACGCGGCGACGAUCGUAAAUUACGCGACUUCUUCGGCGGUAUCAUGCUCAUCGGCGGCGGUAGCAAAACCCCUGGCCUCGGCGCUUUCCUAGAGACUCGUCUCAGGGAGCAACGACCUUUUUACGGCAAGGAAAUCCUAGUAGGACCUCCACCAAGAGAGUUCGAUCCCCAAGUUGUGAUUUGGAAGGGUGCUAGUGUGUUUGGUCGUUUGAGCGCGUCAGGGAAUGAUAGUUGGGUCAGUAAGGCAGAGUAUGAUGUCCUGGGGAGCAGGUUGCUGAACAAUAAGUGCAUGUUUGCUUGGUGA
This is a messenger RNA of Periconia digitata, 2232 nucleotides long. The record is from the annotation of a GenBank genome assembly. Lineage: Eukaryota; Fungi; Ascomycota; Dothideomycetes; Pleosporales; Periconiaceae.